ACUUCACCAUGAACACGCUGUCGGAACCCAAUGGCGCCUUUGCCAUCCGCCUUUUAAAGCUUCUUGGUCAGGAGGACCCUGCACGCAAUGUCUUCUACUCUCCCUUGAGCGUCUCCUCAGCCUUGGCCAUGCUCCUGCUGGGGGCCAAGGGGAGGACAGCAGCACAGAUCGUCCAGGCGCUGGCAGUAAACACUGAGGACGACAUCCACCAGGGCUUCCAGUCGCUUCUCACCCAAGUGCACAGGCCUGAGGCUCCGUUCUCCCUCAGCAUAGCCAACGGGCUCUUUGGAGAAGAGAGCUGCCAGUUCCUCUCAUCAUUUCAGGACUACUGUCUGCAGUUCUACCAGGCAGAGCUGGAGCAGCUGUCCUAUACCAAAGAUGCAGAGAGGUCCAGGAAACACAUCAAUGCUUGGGUGUCCAGAAAGACUGAAGGCAAAAUUGAAGAGUUGUUGGCAAAGGAUUCAAUGGAAUCGGACUGCGGACUGGUUCUCAUUAACGCUGUCUACUUCAAAGGAAGGUGGGAGGAACAGUUUCAAGAGUCUUGCACAAGGACAAUGCCUUUCAAAAUAAGCCAGAAGGAGCAGAGGCCGGUGCAGAUGAUGUUCCAGGAAGCCACGGUUCCUUUGGCUCAUGUGAGUGAGGUGCAGGCCCAGGUGCUGGAGCUGCCCUAUGUGGGCCAGGAGCUGAGCAUGGUCGUGGUGCUCCCGGACGAAGGCAUGGACCUCAGCAUGGUGGAAAAAUCCCUCACGUUUGAGAAAUUCCAAAGCUGGACCAGUCCAGAGCACAUGAGGAGGACUGAAGUGGAAGUUUUCCUCCCGAGAUUUAAACUGCAAGAGGAUUACGACAUGGGCUCUGUGCUGCAGGGUCUGGGCGUGGUGGACGCCUUUCACCCUGGCAAGGCCGACCUGUCCGGGAUGUUGGCCGACAGCGACCUGUGUGUGUCCAAGUUUGUGCACAAGAGUGUGGUGGAGGUCAACGAGGAAGGCACGGAGGCUGCGGCAGCAUCAGCUUGUGAGAUUGAACUGUGUUGUGCGAGGUGUUUGCCGGUGUUCCGUGCUGACCACCCCUUCCUGUUCUUCAUCAGGCACAACAGCACCAACAGCCUGCUGUUCUGUGGCAGGUUCUCGUCUCCGUGAGGGGUGUGCUCCCUGUGCAUGCAAGCACUUUCCUCUGCAUCACCAAGUCCCAUCCAAACUCCAUGAAGUGGGCUCAUUAGAAAGGCCAAGGGCAGCCUAAGGGCAGACUGGCCCGCAUCUGCCCAUCUCUCAGCACAGCGCACCACGCGCGUGCUCCUCUCCCCACACUGCCACUCACCUGUGCCACUUGACCAAGAUCUUAGGACAGCAGACCUCCAUGUUGACUGCAGGGUGGAGAGCAGAUGCACUGCCCACAGUUUUCCUGGAUGGUCACAAACACGUCUGACAUUCUCUAUCCGAGCUUCUUUUUGUACUCACAGUGCGCCUCCUAGAACCUCCAACCCUGUCACACGUGUACCUCAACCGCACCUUCUGAAUAGCAAUCCCUGCUGCCAGGUAUUACUAUUCCUUGGACAGUUUUCCUGCUGCUUGGACUUUUUAGAGAAGUGCACAUUUGAAUUGUAUUUUAUUGGACAUUUGCUGUUCGCCAGGUCUGUGCAGAACACUGCAUUCGGCUGGGGACAGAGUCAGGCUUCGUCAGCAGCUGCUCUUUAUGGUCUGUGCCCAGCUCACACAGCUGUUGUGGCAGCCGGUUCCACUAUGUAAUAUCUUCAGUCGUGUAGGGAUGACAAGUUAUUCAUGUGAUUUGAUUUCUCCAUCUCCAACCCUAGCUGUUAAAUUCCAUUCAACACCUGAAAUUCAUUUCAGAUGUCUUCUUCAGGAAAGUUUUCCUUUUCUCCAGAACCUCAUGUGUACUUUGAACUCAGAUUGCAGCAGUUCAUGGUGGUAGCUUUUUUUUUAUUAAUCUUCUUUCCUCUAAGGAUGUUCCCCACCUAGAUCUUAGAUUCGCUGGGACUAAGAUUCCAUCUCACCUACCUGUGUGUCGCUUAUACUACAAUAAUAAGUUACUCACCGUAUACAAGCUCUAACUACUUUCAGGGGUGAGACAUCACCAACUAUAUUGUGCUCUUUUAGAAUUUCAUUGUUUAUGACUUUCAUAUAAUAAAGUUAACCAUCUUAGUACAUUAAGUGUGUCAUGUAACCACCACUUUUAUUCAGUUCCAAAAAAGUUUUCAUUGUCCCAAAUGAAGCUGUGCCCCCUAAGCAGAGAAUCUGCAUUUGUUGCUCCCUGAAGCCCUGGGCAUCACCAUUUUGCUUUCUCUCUCUGACAACUUACCUGCUAUGAACGUUUCAU
Chinchilla lanigera (long-tailed chinchilla) is the source of this 2331-nucleotide messenger RNA. RefSeq names its product serpin B9-like. Gene Ontology annotation, biological process: negative regulation of endopeptidase activity. Gene Ontology annotation, cellular component: cytoplasm. Lineage: Eukaryota; Metazoa; Chordata; Mammalia; Rodentia; Chinchillidae. The transcript has 6 exons. The coding region runs from base 9 to 1136 and encodes 375 amino acids. The record is from RefSeq and is a predicted model, not a curated record. Gene Ontology annotation, molecular function: serine-type endopeptidase inhibitor activity.